Panicum hallii is the source of this 2731-nucleotide messenger RNA. RefSeq names its product BTB/POZ domain-containing protein At5g48130. The record is from RefSeq and is a predicted model, not a curated record. The coding region runs from base 402 to 2438 and encodes 678 amino acids. Lineage: Eukaryota; Viridiplantae; Streptophyta; Magnoliopsida; Poales; Poaceae. The transcript is spliced from 4 exons.
AAGAGGCACCCCCCAGCUUCAGCUUCAUCGCCGGUUAAACUAGUGUUGACCCCCUCGGAUCCUUACAAGCCUGCCCCCGUCGCGGCGGGCACGGGCGCGAGUCCGCCAGGGGAACGCCGCCGCUGCCACGGCUCCGCUCUGCUGCCGCACGCGCACCCAGGCCCCAGGGGGGGGAAUAAGAAAGCUUGCACGAGGGGGCGAUCCGAUUUCCCAGCCUGAAAACUGGGGUUCAACCCCCAUUCGUGCGCCCUCAGCCAUUGUACCCUUUUGCACGCCUCCCUAGGUUACUUCCUCCUGCACUCAACGCGCCCGUAUAAUACUGCCGCUUAUAUGUACUGGCAGCUACCUAACCGGCGGAGGCUUGCAGUUCUCGCGGGGCCGAGCUGGUGCUCGUCGUCGCGAUGAAGCUUGUGAUGGCGGGGGUGGACUUGGAGACGGAGGUGGAGCUGUCGCCGGUGGCCAAGGCGGAGGCCGCCGCGUUUAGCCCGUAUUCGAGUCCGAGCACGGCGCUGCUGCUGCAGAGGAGGGUCGUGGCAUGGGCCAAGGAGACCGGGUCUCCGGCGACGGUCCGCGUUCGCGUCGCCGACAGAAGCUUCGAUCUGCACAAGGAUCCUCUGGCGUCCAAGUGCGGGUACUUCAGCGAGGCGUGGCUCGAGUCCGGCGACGUCGAGCUGCCGGCGAGCUUCCCGGGCGGCUGCGAGGCGUUCGAGGUGAUCGCGCUGUUCUGCUACGGCGACGCCGUGGCGCUCGACCCGUUCAACGUAGCGGCCGUCCGGUGCGCGGCGGAGUUCCUGGGCGUGGGCGGCCUGGGCGCGCGCUGCGACCUGUACAUCAACCAGGUGGUGCUGCAGAGCUGGGACGACGCGCUCAUCGUCCUGCAGCGCUGCCAGCCGCUGCUCCCCGUCGCCGAGGAGCUCCUCAUCGUCAGCCGCUGCGUCGAGUCGCUGGCGUUCAUGGCGUGCAUGGAGAUCCUCGACCCGGAGCAGCGGCGGGACCAGCCCGGCGCCGUCGGGGCGCGCGCGCUGGUCGGGCGCCGGUGGGACGCCGAGCUCGUCAAGGAGCUCGCCGCGCGUGACCUCUGGAUCAAGGACCUGAUCGCGCUCCCGUUCGAGUUCUUCGAGCGGAUCGUGCAGGCGCUGCGGCGCCAGGGCAUGAAGGAGAAGUACGUGAGCCCCGUCGUGCUCUUCUACGCCAACAAGUGGGUGCUCUCCAAGAAGACACACAAGUUCUGGGCGACCACCGACGAGGCCGUCGACGGCGAGACCGACGCCAACAGGAGGGCCGCUGCGAUCAUGGAGGGCGUCAUCGCGCUGCUCCCCGUCGAGGCGGCCUCGGUGGCCGCGAGCGGCUCGAUCCCGGUGGCGUUCUACUUCGCUCUACUGUCACGAUCGCUCACCCUGGAGCUGAGCGACGAAAGCCAGACAAGACUGCGAGAACAAGUGGCGUCGAACCUGCAAUUCGCUCGCGUGGACGACCUGCCGCUGCCGGAGCAAGAAACGGACCGGCCCAUCGCCGACAGCAGGGAGGUGAGGGCAGUGGAGAGCAUCGUUUCAAACCAUGCCGUCUCCGUGCGAAGAAAAGGUGCGGAGGCCAUCGCCGAGCUGUGGGAUCGGUACCUUUUGCAUAUCGCUAGUGAUCCGAAGCUCCGGCCGGAGAGGCUAUCAGAGCUUAUCGGCGUCAUCCCGGCCGGCGACCGGAAGAACCACAACCAUUUGUACGAAGCAAUCAACACGUAUUUAGUGGAGCAUCGUGGUCUGUCCGGUGAGGACAAGGCGACGCUGUGCGGGCACCUCGACUGCCGGAAGCUGUCGCACGAGGCGUGCAUCCAGGCGGUGCAGAACGACCGGAUGCCGCUCCGGCUGAUCGUGCAGGCGCUGUUCGUGCAGCAGCUGCACACGCACCGCGCCUUCAGGGAGUGCUCCGACUCGUUCCGGUGCGCGCACUCCGGGGAGCUCGUCCCGGGCGCCGGCGCGUACACGCCGAGCCCCGGGUGCCCCGCCAUCCCCACCAGCCAGCCCCUCAGCGGCGGCAGCCCGUACGAGAGCCACCACGCGCCACGCGACGCCAGGCUCCGCGCCCGCGACGACGCGUCGGACUACGAGACGGCCAGCUUCCGGAUCCAGGCGCUGGAGCAGGAGAUCAUCUCGCUGAAGCGGACCCUGCAGCGGCACAACACCCUCAAGGGCUCGGCGCGCAGGGGCGGCGGCAACAAGGAGCCGAGCUUCAGGGUCGCGACUGACGCGGACGCGCCGGCGGCGAUCAAGCGGCGGGCCGCGGUCUCCGGCAGCUGCAUCGGGUCCAUGCGCUGGGGCUCGCAGCGCCGGUGCGCCAGCAGGAUCCUGCGCGUCUUCGCGAGGCUCGCCGUUUUCGGGAGGGGCAGGUCGAGGGGGAAACAGAGCAAGUGCAGGGCAGCAACAGAGCAGCUCAAUUGCAUGUAGAAGUGAGCAAACGAGGGAAAAAGGAUGAGACUUUUGCUUGUGGGGUAGAAAGCACAGAUGCUACUGUAGAUUUGUGUGUACAUAGUGCUAGCAAUGUCAAAGAUUUGGAGAGGUAGUUACUGUCAGGUGGUCAUUCAGUAGAGACGGUCCAAGGACAAGGUACUUUGUUAGGUUAGCAACUCUGAACAUCUGCAUAGUUUAUUGGGACACGAAAGUUUAGGUGUUGUUUGCACCUUAUAAACCUUGGAAAAUGGUGUUUCUCGUGGACUUCAGAAAAAAAAUGGUUUCUUAAA